ACGCGGUUGGAGAUUAAAUGACGAGCCUUAAUCUUGGCCGUUCAUUUCCCGCCGGCGCUGGCCGGAGAUUAGAGCGGCUGCCGCAGAAUUCAGCCACUCCCCUGAGAAUCUCAUGUUCGAGCUCUCUCCACCCAAAUAAGUUUAAGAGGGCGUACACUAGUGUGAUGAUAGUGCCAACUGGAGUAGGAGCAGCGAUUGGCGGCUAUGCGGGGGAUGCUUUGCCAGUAGCUCGAGCUCUGGCCUCUGUUGUUGACUGCCUCAUCUCUCAUCCCAAUGUUCUUAAUGCAGCCAUGCUUUACUGGCCAAUGCCGAAUGUGCUAUAUGUUGAGGGCUAUGCACUGGAUAGAUUUGCUCAAGGGCUUUGGGCACUGGAACCAGUUCAUCAAAAUAAGGUGGGGCUAGUUCUUGAUUCAGGGAUAGAGGAAGACCUUCGCCUUCGCCAUUUGCAGGUGGUGGAUGCAACAAGGGCUUCUCUUGGUCUGCCUGUUGUACAAUAUACUGUGACAGAUGCUGCGCUACAGGUGGAAAAGUGGGUUGACCCCAAGACUGGACAAUCGACUGGGAGGAUAAACCGUCCUGAUUCCCUAUUGAGGGCUGUGGGGACAUUGGUAGAGAGAUGUGGUGUGAAUGCCAUAGCAGUUGUAGCUCGCUUUCCAGAUGAUGAGGACGAUGAUGAUGUAGACAAUUAUCGACAAGGAAAGGGAGUUGAUGUUUUAGCAGGUGUAGAAGCGGUGAUAAGUCAUCUAGUGGUGCAGAAAUUUGGGAUUCCUUGUGCGCACGCUCCUGCAUUGUUACCUUUUCCACUGAGUCCUCGUUUAUGCCCAAAAUCAGCUGCAGAAGAGAUAGGGUAUACGUUCUUGCCGUGUGUGCUUGCUGGGCUGAGUAGUGCCCCACAGUACUCGUUGUCCGGGAAUUCCAAGAAUAGUAUAGUAGGUAGCGACGUUGACAGUGUGAUUCUGCCGAUUGAUGCUUGUGGAGGAGACGCAGCUCUGGCCUUUGCUAAUAGCAAAACCAACAGGCCACUUAUAGUUGUGGUUGAAGAGAAUCAAACUGUGCUGAAUGAUACAGCUGAUAAGCUUGGGAUUUCAGCGGUGAAGGUAUCAAAUUACUGGGAAGCAAUAGGAGUGAUCGCGGCUCAUAAAGCAGGAAUUGACCCCAAUUCUCUCAGGAGGGAUGGAAUCAACUGCAUACCUUCUUCAAUUCCAUCCAGUCUCAUACCACUUAACUCCUUGUGUUGAUUUUUCCACUCUUUUUGCCUUCAAAUAUUCUUUUGUAUUGCAAUCACAAAAUGCUUAAGCAACUCCUAAUUUACCACUUCAUUCCACGA
This is a messenger RNA of Salvia miltiorrhiza (redroot sage), 1327 nucleotides long. RefSeq lists its product as uncharacterized. Lineage: Eukaryota; Viridiplantae; Streptophyta; Magnoliopsida; Lamiales; Lamiaceae. The record is from RefSeq and is a predicted model, not a curated record. The transcript is spliced from 9 exons. Bases 18 to 1238 code for a protein of 406 amino acids.